Molecule: messenger RNA, 920 nt
Organism: Cucurbita pepo subsp. pepo (vegetable marrow)
Lineage: Eukaryota; Viridiplantae; Streptophyta; Magnoliopsida; Cucurbitales; Cucurbitaceae
Product: putative phospholipid hydroperoxide glutathione peroxidase
Biological process (GO): response to oxidative stress
Cellular component (GO): cytosol
Molecular function (GO): peroxidase activity
Source: RefSeq, a predicted model, not a curated record
GCUGAUGUAAACAAGGAAAUAAUUUUCUUUUGCUCUCACCAAACGCUGAACCAACUACGUAGGGCGGCGUUGAAAUUUGAACAUUGAAUUCUCUUCCAAAUGCAUUUUCUUCAAAUUGUCAAUUGGAUAUCGCUCUUGAUUCUCUGUGCAUCAGCAUUUUAUUUCUAUCGCACAGCCCAAAUUUCUCCUUUCCCUCUGAAUAUGGCUCAAGAAUCCUCCAAUUCCAUUUAUGAUUUCACUGUCAAGGAUAUUCAAGGGAAUGAUGUGAACCUUAGUCAAUACAGGGGGAAGGUUCUUCUUAUAGUGAAUGUUGCUUCUCAAUGUGGUUUAACGCAGUCAAACUACAAGGAGUUAAAUGUAUUGUAUGAAAAAUACAAAAAUCAAGGUUUCGAGAUAUUGGCAUUUCCUUGCAAUCAGUUUGCAGCACAAGAGCCAGGAAGCAAUGAGGAGAUUCAGGAAACUGUAUGCACAAGGUUCAAAGCUGAAUUCCCCAUAUUUGAUAAGGUUGAGGUUAACGGGAAGAAUGCAGCACCCAUUUAUAGGUUCCUGAAAUCACAAAAGGGUGGAAUAUUUGGGGAUGGCAUCAAAUGGAACUUCACAAAGUUCUUGGUGAACAAAGAAGGAAAGGUGGUUGAUAGAUAUGCUCCUACCACCUCGCCUUUCAAGAUUGAGAAAGAUAUCCAGAAUCUGUUGCAAUCUGCUUGAAAAACAAGGUCAGGAACCAUACCCACCCAAUAAAUUCCAACAGUGCUUAUUUUUAGUACUCUUUCGUUGUUAUGUGAAUGCACUUAUGAAUGUUUGUACGAACCGGUUUGUAUUUUCUCUAGACCUUGCAUGUAAGUUAUGCCGUGAAGUUUGAAUUCAUUGACGCUUCUUGUCCAUUUGAUCAUAUGUAAAAUUGAAUUGUGUGAUUACAUCAA